GAGCAGCGAUAUCGGCGCAUUCGUCUGAACACCUUGCUGAGAACGAGAGUGGGUGCGCUCAAGUUUACUCUCCGAUUCCGCGUGCAGUUUUUAGUGAGUUGCCUUUUGUGCGCGGAAACGUUUCUAGUGUCCUUAGUGCAGGUCGAGGAGCCUGACGGUGCUGUUUCGCUCGAUUCUCGGUCAUGAGGACGAGAUAGCCGCCAGUGCGCACUAUCGCUGUGUCACGCAAGGGUCAGGCACGGCCUCCAGGGCGACGCGCUUCUAGUAUCCUUCUGGUCCUCCGCGGUCACCCAGCGCAGCCGCCACCAUGCUGGUCUUCAAGAUGGACACCACCAACUUCUUCAAGUACGGCCAGAAGCACGAGCUCCGCAUCUCGCUCCCGCGGGACAAGCGUAAGCACAAGCAUGGCUCGGGCUCCCGGAGGGCGUCCGUGUCCGAGGACCACCUCAGCCACCACGGCCACCACAGCCACCACGGCCACCACGGCCACCACAGCCACCAUGGCCACCACGGCCACCACAAUCACCUCCACGGCGAGCACAGCAGCAACAGCAGCGGCAGCAGGAGGAGCAGCGUGGGCGGAGUGUCGAACGGCUCGGUGCGGCGGCACCCCGAGGGCCGCCACGCCCGCCCCGAGGUGAAGGAGGUGCGCUUCGCCGACACCGUCGACCACGUGAAGGAGUCCCGGUUCGCCAGCCGCCGUGGGGAUGCCGAGGAGCCCUUCGGCGGCACCGACGGCAGCGAGUCCAGCAGCGGGACCGCCACCUCCAGGAGCAGCGGUUCUGGCGGGCGCCGCCGACGUCGGGAGCACACCAAGAGCGCGAGGAAACGCCCCGUGGAGCAGCCCGGCGGGAGUGACGAGAGCGCCCACGGCCUGGUCACCAUCCGAAUGAAGCCUGACGAAGGGGGCAAGUUCGGCUUCAACGUGAAGGGCGGCUCCGACCAGAACCUGCCCGUCCUGGUGUCUCGAGUGGCGCCCAACACGCCCGCAGACAGAUGCUAUCCCAGGCUCAACGAGGGCGACCAGGUGCUGCUGAUCAACGGGCGCGACGUCUCGGCCAUGACCCACGAGCAGGUGGUCAACUUCAUCCGCGCCUCCAGAGAGUGCCACUCGGGAGAGCUCGUCCUCACAGUCAAGCAGAACGUGUACCUCGCGGAGGAGCUCGACGAGGAGCCCCCGUUCCGGUAUGUCCCCGAAGGCCUUCCUGCGAGCGUUACCGUGUCUGGCAACCAGACCGCCCCCCUGCACGAGUCCAUGCUGCUGCUAGCCGAGGGCCUGGAGGCCGGGUCACUGGUGGCGCAGUUCGAGCAGCUGUACCGCCGCAAGCCGGGACUCACGGUCAACGAGGCGCGGCGGCAGGAGAACGAGAAGAAGAACAGAUAUCGGGAUAUUUCGCCGUAUGACACAACGCGAGUCAUCCUCACAAGUGCAGUAUCCGGGGACUACAUCAACGCCUCAUACGUGAACAUGGAUAUCCAGGCGUCAGGGAUCAUCAACCGCUACAUAGCCUGCCAGGGUCCUCUAGCAGGCACCUGUACCGACUUCUGGGAAAUGGUGUGGGAACAGCAAUCAACCCUAAUAGUGAUGCUAACCACAGUUGUCGAACAGGGCAGAGUAAAAUGUCACCGGUACUGGCCUCGCUUGAAUGAGACUGUCGAGUUCGGGACUCUCCAGGUCACUUGUCUGAAGGAGGAGGAGACGCCAGGUUUUGCGUUUAGAGAAUUCACUCUCAUCAACACAGAGACUCAGGAUGAGCGACACAUCACCCACAUGCAGUACCUGGCAUGGCCGGACCACGGUGUCCCUGACGACUCAACAGAAUUCCUCCACUUUGUAACCCAGGUUCGCCAAGCUAGAGCAGGUAUGGUUGAACCCACGAUAGUACACUGCUCAGCGGGCAUUGGGAGGACCGGCGUGCUCAUCUUGAUGGAGACUGCACAGUGCUUGAUUGAGGCCAAUGAGCCAGUUUAUCCACUAGAUGUAGUUAGAACUAUGAGGGAUCAGCGUGCAAUGAUGAUCCAGACAGCUAGUCAAUACAGAUUCGUAUGCGAAGCCAUUCAGCGAGUGUACUCAGAAGGCCUUGUUAAACCUCUUGCCGAGUACCAGCAGAGAUGAGGGAUUUAAUGUCACUUGAUUAUGGUGACAAAGUGUGACAACUGUGUAUCAGAUGUACAUUUUCUGUGACUGAAGAUAAAGCAUAAGUUAUAGCUGAGCCAUGACAUGACAGCAGAUGUAUUUCUACUGUUUCCUGUGAUGGAAGUGGCAUAAAGAUAAAGACAGAACGAGGCAUGCUGGUUGUAAAAGUGAGGAAAUAGAGCAAGCAUACUGUGUAUAUAUCCUAUAAUAGGAGCUUGAAAACAAUUUAUCCUACAAUAGGAGUCUGGAAAAGAAUUUAUACCAUUACUGAAAUCCGUGUUCUGCCUCGAGAGGAUGAAUCUCUCUGGGGCCCAAAGCUACCACAGUAAGAAAAAAGAAAAAAAACAAAAAAAAAAUGUAGAUAGUAAAAUAAAUUGCUAAAAGUAUUUAUGAAUAAUGUGAGCUAUAUCAAUGACAUUAAAAUAAUAAAGAGCACUGCUCAUUCCCUGUAUGAAAUCGGGCAUGUCCAGACUAUCUUUUGAAUCAAUGUAAACAUCAAAAUGAUCAUUGCUCAAGACCUAUUUAUUCGCCAGUUCCACAGCAACAGCGAAAUGAGGUACUUUCAAAUUCCUCGAUAAUUGUGUGUUCAUAUAUACACACUGUCAUAGUGUGUUGUUGAAACACCUUGUGUGUAUGUGCAUGCAUUAGUUGGUUACCAAAAUGCCUGUACAUAAUCAUGUGCACUGGAGUGUGAAUACUGUAGAUAAUACAAUCUUUUUAAAAGACAGAUCCUAACCCUAGUAGUGUUUCUACUGUACAGGAUAUUUUCUAUUUACUAUUAAAAAAGAUCAGUAGUUACACAUCAGACACUCUGACCCUCACCACUCAAGCCUUUGUGAAACAUGUUGCAGAUUUUUGUGUCACCAUGCUGAUAUUGGGAAUGAACCGAAAAUUUGUAUGGAUGUCCUUAACCCAGCAGUUCAUUUGGUGAGGGUGUUAUGGAGCAGUGGAAAUUGGUGACAUAAAAUGGUGUUAACAUGUACACUGCCAAAGUUUCACUCUUGUUUGCCAGGGAUGCUACUCUCAACUUCAAGAAAACAGUCCAGUUAAGCACAAGAUGUGGUGUGUUAUUAAAUUGUUGCUGUUACUUUAUGUUCUCCAGUUCUGGCAGAUUGUGACCCAUUGCUGGCACUUUGCUGCUAAACUGAAUGCGAUAUGUUAUGGCAUUGUAGUAACAUAAUAGUACAGGGUAUUUCACCACAGUGCCUCUCUAAAGUAUUCUGUUUGGAAAAAGUGCACAUUACUACUGGAUGUGAGUAUUGACACUGUCUCUUAGCACCCCAAGCAUUACAAGGGCUAGCCACUCCCCCCACAGUCCUGGGACCCACAUGUGCCUUUCUCUUGUUGUAAGAGCCUGCCUCAAGCAACUGACAAUCCCCACACUGAUGGUAUACACUCAUCAUCAGAUAGAAAUGCUGUUGUUUUAACAGUGUUGCACAGCACAGUGCCUCUGACUCAAUAACUUCACUUUGAAGGUAUUUUGACCUACUAUUCCUAGGCAGUUUUCCUAUGCUGAAAUUGAGAUGUAAAGUGGGUGUAGGAAUUAUUCUCUCAAAGGCUCUUUAUUGCCUUCUAGGCUUUUUUUUACCCUAGGGCAACUUGGGUGCUGCUGCCCUACACCACUCAGGGUAUGGUAAACACACUUAGAACACAUUAUGCCUUUGGUCGAGCAUUUUAAUGCGCAAAUUUUACCUGGUCAUGAGUUUAUGUAAUGUAUGUGAAAAAAGAAGUUUUCUUGUAUGGUUGAAUGCUGAACAUGUCCUCAGACAUUAAUAUAAUUAAAAGCAAACAGUU
Penaeus indicus is the source of this 3931-nucleotide messenger RNA. Its product is annotated as tyrosine-protein phosphatase non-receptor type 4-like. Gene Ontology annotation, biological process: protein dephosphorylation. The record is from RefSeq and is a predicted model, not a curated record. Lineage: Eukaryota; Metazoa; Arthropoda; Malacostraca; Decapoda; Penaeidae. The coding region runs from base 308 to 2116 and encodes 602 amino acids. Gene Ontology annotation, molecular function: protein binding; protein tyrosine phosphatase activity. The transcript is spliced from 9 exons.